AUGUCUGGCUUCCUCUGGUGUAUACUCGUGCCUGUGUUGUCGGCUGUCGCUGUUUCUGCACAUAUAACGACGUGUCAGGUCGUCGAUGCCAUGAUUCCUGGGCGUGUCAUCUUUUCGAACGACACCAUAUACACUUCCACCCAGUCGUCGUACUAUAGCGGCGAAGAGCGCGACCUCACCCCCGACUGCAUCUUUAUGCCAACCACCGCCUCUGAGGUCAGCCAAUUUGUAAAGACUGUCGGUGUGCGCAAAGGAAAGGAUGCUCUGUUUGCCAUCCGCGGGGGUGGCCACACUCUCUGGAGUGGUGCCGCGAACAUUGAAGGUGGUAUCACGGUCGACAUGCGUCUUAUAAACCAGACGGUACUGAGCGCAGAUGGAAAGAUCGCCAGUCUUGGAGCUGGUGCCAGGUGGCGUGACGUCUAUCCUCAGCUCACGCCGCACAACGUCACUGUUAUGGGGGGCCGGCUUGGAAGCCUUGGUGUAGGGGGCUUUCUUAGUGGCGGUGGCCUAACCUUCCUGUCCCGCAGACAAGGUUUUGCCUGUGAUAACAUCUACGGCUACGAGAUCGUUCUCGCUAGUGGGGAGGUUACCUACGUGACCGAAGCUUCCCAUGCUGGCCUCUGGCUGGCUCUUAAGGGCGGAUCCAAUAACUUUGGCAUCAUCACGCGUUUCGACGUGUUAACCUUUCCUUCAAACCGCAUGUGGUAUAGUCUUCUUCAGUACGAGUAUAACAAUACCGUGUUGGAGGCCCAAGCCCAAGCCUUUAGUCGCUUCAUGGAGCCGGCCAAUUUCGAUUCCGCUGCCAUGAUGGGCAUAUUUAUUGAUUACGUCGGUGGGGCCUAUUCUAUUACAGACGCCCUGUGGUACGCAGACGACGUCGUCAUGCCUCCCGUCUACAACGGCUUUACAGAGAUUCCCAACAUGGGCGGUGUUGCGGAGCUUGCCACUGUUGCCGAUGUUGUGGAUACAUUUGGAGCUAACAUCCCAACCGCAACCUCACGCGCCUUCCAACUCGAUUGGUCGUUUCAAAACCCCCCUGCUGAGGUCUAUAUGGAGCUUUUUCAGAUCUGGGAGAAGGGCAUCAGCACAAUAGCCGACGUGGAAGGGCUCUUUAUCGAGUUCUUGACGCAACCGCAAUCGGUGACCAAUGGCAAAAACCUUUUCGGUCUAGUGACGGGCAAGACCAAUUACGUCGUGGGGCUUUUGACAGCGGCGUACAGUAACGCAUCCGACGAUGUGAAGGUCCAGGUUGCCAUUACCAACAUCGUGCAGGCGCAGAAAAAAGUUCUUAGGCACGGCAGCUACCUGAUUGAUUUCGUCUACACGAACUAUGCCGAUGGUUCCCAGGGUGUGUACCAGAGUUGGGGUGCCGAAAAUGUCGCUAAGCUUCAGGCUGUGAGCAAGGAAUAUGACCCUGAAGGAAUAUUUCAGACGAGGGUUCCUGGUGGCUUUAAAGUUUUAAAGAAAAGCUAA
Grosmannia clavigera kw1407 is the source of this 1473-nucleotide messenger RNA. RefSeq names its product FAD-binding domain containing protein. The transcript has 3 exons. Lineage: Eukaryota; Fungi; Ascomycota; Sordariomycetes; Ophiostomatales; Ophiostomataceae. The record is from RefSeq and is a predicted model, not a curated record. The coding region runs from base 1 to 1473 and encodes 490 amino acids. Gene Ontology annotation, molecular function: FAD binding; oxidoreductase activity.